Messenger RNA from Haplochromis burtoni (Burton's mouthbrooder), 4071 nucleotides. Its product is annotated as E3 SUMO-protein ligase ZBED1. The transcript has 4 exons. NCBI's taxonomy places the organism in Eukaryota, Metazoa, Chordata, Actinopteri, Cichliformes, Cichlidae. Bases 2170 to 4071 code for a protein of 633 amino acids. The record is from RefSeq and is a predicted model, not a curated record. Gene Ontology annotation, molecular function: DNA binding.
UACACCUAUACUAGGUUACCUCAGGGAUUUCAAAACAGCCACUCUCUAUGCUGAAGCUUUAAAGAAAUCAAUGAUGUCCUGCCCUCUGCCAGCAGAAGGACAGUUUCUACUUUAUGUAGAUGAUAUUUUAGUGACUGGCCACACAGAGGAAGGGUGUAAACAGAAUACUAUGGUUGUGCUGCGUCACCUGGCUGAGCAAGUCCACAAAGUGUCUCUGAAUAAACUCCAAUUAUGGAGACCUGAAGUAACAUACUUAGGCCACACCCUCUCAAGUGAAGGAAGAAAACUACUAAACAAAAGAAAAGAAGCUAUACAAAAUGCACCACAGCCACAAACUAAGCAACUGGUUUUCUUGGCUUUACACUGGCUCCUGGCUACAGGUGCUAAAAAGACCACUCAUUGGAGUUGGGAUACUUUUACUUUUAUUUUGUGUCUUUGUAACAUGUAUACUGCCAUGUCUAAAACUCAUGAUUAUUGGCAUAAUAUUGUCCACUGUUGGUGCAUACAUAGCCGUGACAAAUGAUGAUGAUGACUCCGACCUGUUGGAACAUGAAGACUUUGUGUGAUUAAUGACGAUGUGACAGAAAAUGUACAACAAGAUGUUACAUACUGAUAUCUCACUAAAAGUUAUACGUGACAAUUUGUCCAAAUCAAAGAUUGAUGUUAGUAGAGAAGAAGCCACCAUGAUAAAGCCUGUGUGUGAAAAUGAGACCAGUGGAUUUGAUCAAAAUCCCAUUUAAGGAGGAAUUCUGUCCUCCAGUUUGUUUAAAUAAGCUUUGGGAUUAAACAGCAUCAUCUAUGUUUGUGUCUGAUGACAUGUUUGAUCCAGGUCAGCUUGAAUAUCACAGCUGAUGUGUGGAACUCUGACAUGUUUAAAGCCUGAUUAUCAGGAUGAUUCAAACACAUCUGUUUAAAUAAUGAGAUUCAUGUUUCCACACAAAGUUAUAAAGUGCAGCAUCGACUGUUUUCUGAAUGAUUGAGGAACAUCUGUGACUCUUACAGGAUACACUAAGUCAGAUAAUCUUUGUAAAAUGUGUGAAUGACUUUUUGAAGUACUGACCAAAAUCUGCUGGUUUACAGUAUCAAAGGCUUUAUAUCAAUAAAGAAUAAAUAGGUGUUUUCACGUCUGUAAUCCUUAUGAUCAAUCAGAUCCAGAAUCAAUCUAAGAGGAACAGGAAGUGAUGAAUAACCAGGAAGUGUGGAGUCAGUCUGAAGUCCAGAGCACAGCCUGAGUCCACAGUCCUGAGCAGAGCCACAGUGAGACUGAAGCAGCAGCUCGAUGCUCCUACAGUGGAUCUGUGGUUACAUGAGCAGAUUUCUAUGGAUCCAGUGUGACUGUGAUGAGUCCUGAUGAAGUGAACAGAGUGAAGAUUUGUGUAGAAGCAGGAAGUGUGAUCAGCUGCACUCACCACUGUUGCUGAGAGGAACCUGAUGGACUCCAGUGAAUCUUCUUUUAGAGACAAACAGGACUCGACUGCAGCUCUGCUGCUGCUCUCUCACACUUUCACUUCUGCAAAAUGACGUUGAGCUUCUUGUUUUUCAGGUGUUGCUCCGCCUCUUCCUGCCUCUCCCUUUACAGGAAUCAGCCGGUCUGUACUCAGUGACUGUGUGCAGCGGGUGGGAGGAGUGAGGAGUGGUGUGUGGGUUCACACAGUAAUGACGGCCUCAGGUGAUCAGGAGAAACUCACCUGGAUUUCCUUUUUCCACAGCAGACUGAGAGCUUCAGGUGGACCCUGAAGGAGGUCUCAGACACAGGUGGUAAAAGUACACACAGUGUGUACUGAAGUAGAAGUACUACUGUUAAAAAUACUCCAAGUACUGUUUCAACUUCUUUACUCAAGUAAAAGUAAAAAGUAGUGGCUGUGAAAUGAGAGUAAAAAGAGCUGAUUGAAGAACAUUUCUAACACGUGUUUAUACAAAGCUAACUGAACCAUGUGCUGCAUCAACGUGAUAAUAAAAUAAUAUUAUUCACUUUGUUUCUAAUAAAUAUUCCCAGCUUGAAUCAGACAAGUUGAACAUGAGCAGAGAAAAAGAAGGAAAUCCAAAUAUUCCUGUGUUCAGCAGCUCAGCAUUAGGGGGCAGCACUGUGCUAUGUUGGCCUUUGGCCUGCCGGAAAUGAUUAGAAGAAGAAGAAGCGUUGCCAUGCUACUGUAGCUAACAGGCGCGAGCAUGGAGAAGGACGGACCUUUGGGCGGAAAGUUUUACUUCAAGAAGUUGCCCAACGGCGUGUUGGACAAAACGAGAGUAACGUGCACGAUUUGCGAAGCUGAGUUCAGGUACCACAGAAGCAAUUCGUCUCUGGGGUAUCACCUGAGAGCCAAGCACCCGGCUGAAUCGCAGGACUAUCGUGGGCUAAAAACAGAAGAAGUGAGUGAAAAGUUGACCAGCGCCUUGGUUGUUUGGAUAGCUAAAAGCUGCCGACCAGCGAGCAUGGUAGAAGAUGACGGACUGAAAGAAGUCCUUCGCGCUGCAUCGGGAGACGUGUGCUACAAUCCGCCCUCAGCAGAAACCAUUGUGUCGAGACUGCGCGCUGUGUACGAGGAGCAGAGGGCUCAGCGGCACACCACGCUCCUGGGAGCAAUGAACGUCGCCCUCACCGGAGACCACUGGACGUCGGUGGACAGCGAUAACUACUGCGCCGUCACAGCGCACUUUAUUGAUAACGACUGGGCUCUACAGUCGUUUGCACUAGCGGUGAGUAAAACUGCAGAGAGACACUAUGCUGACCAUUUCCUGAGUGUUGCAAACGAGUGGAAAAUCGGGGACAAGCUAACCACGCUCGGCACCGACAGUGCGUGGCUGUAUGGCAACAUGGUCGAUGUGGCCAGCCUGCUUCCGUUUGAACACAUGCCCUGCACGGCCCACAUUCUGCACAGUGCCAUCACAGUUGCUCUGAACGACAGCGGCUUUGAAAGAGUUCUGGCCAAAUGUCGCGAGAUUGUUGGACAUUUUGAGGAUAGUCCGGCGAACGCUCAGGAAUUAAAUGCACAGCAAGCUGCACAUGGACAUGACACGGAAGCACUGGUUCAGGAUGCUCAGACUAGAUGGAACUCCACCCUGGAGAUGAUCAAGCAGAUCCAGAGAAACAAAUCCGUGCUCACCUCCAUCCUGGCUCAGCAAAGCAGCACGGUGACCAUGCUGACUGAGCAGGAGCUCGACAGACUGCAGAAGCUGGAGGAGCUGCUGGAACCUUGCAGAUAUGUGACCGAGCUGCUGGGGGGAGAGCGCUAUGUCUCCUGUUCCAUGGUGCUGCCAGCCUUGCGUCAUUUGUUCUGGGUCAUGGAGCCCUUGGAUGAUGACCCAGUCUACGUUGUGAACUUUAAGAUGGUUUUUACCACAGACCUAGCUCAGCGGAGGGCCAGCAGCAAUCUCACAUGGCUGAAGAUCGCUACUGCCCUUGAUCCCAGGUUUAAAGACCUCAAGUGUCUUCCCAAAGAUGAAAGACGAGAGGUGUGGACUCUGGUACAUGACCUUCUCAUGGCAGAGACACAAGCACAACAACCAUCUGUCCAGAUAAAAGAGGAACCGUCACCAAAGAAGAGCAAGAUGUCCAUCUUCCUCCUGGGCUCUUCAGAUUCAGAUACAGAGGAGGAGGAAGACUCCAUCGGCCGCUGUCUGGAUCGGUACAAAGCAGAGCCCAAAAUUGACAUAGGAGGUGUCCUCUACAGUGGUGGUCAAAGAGAGAGGGAGCCAUGCCAGGCUGGCACUAUUGCACGCAAGUACCUGUCAACCCCUGCAACCACAGUGCCCUGUGAGAGCCUUAUUCUCACUCUCAGGAUUUGUGUGACUGCAGUAAAAGUGCGUCCAUCCGUCACUGAUCCAGCUGAAUAUGAAGCAUCACCAACCACCAUCAACGGCCCCGUGAUCAGACUGAGCAGUCGAGGCAUCGAGGCUGCAGGAUCGCAUCAGAACAGGACCUGUGGGUGUGGUCUGGACAUCAGACCGUCCUACCCAGAUGGACUUGCCUCCCAGCAGCAGCAGCAGGACUUUAAGGGGAUGAAGAAUUUUGGAGUGAUGAUCUGCAGCUUUCAAAAACAGAACACGCACACUUCUAAUAACCCGUCGCUGUGA